This is a messenger RNA of Stomoxys calcitrans (stable fly), 579 nucleotides long. Its product is annotated as leucine-rich repeat transmembrane neuronal protein 4-like. The record is from RefSeq and is a predicted model, not a curated record. The transcript has 2 exons. Gene Ontology annotation, cellular component: extracellular matrix. Lineage: Eukaryota; Metazoa; Arthropoda; Insecta; Diptera; Muscidae. The coding region runs from base 1 to 579 and encodes 192 amino acids.
AUGCAACAGGCAAUGCCAACUAUGUUAAGAAAUACUUUGUCAGCAUUCAGAGACAUCGAUGUGCGGCGAUAUUGCGACGUUAUCGGUGCUUUUCUGCUGCUGUAUUUGAGUGAUGCUUUGGUGGUGGCCACCAAUGUAGAUUUGAUUACAAGUUGCUCCAAGUCUCACCCCUCUUGUCUGCUGAACAACAUAACAGACUCCUAUGAAGAUCGUUUGAAGAUUUCCAACUUCACAGCUCUUGCUGAAUUGCAAGAACUGGUAAUACGUAAUUCGGCAUUACGUAGGAUGUCCAAGUUUCUAUUGGAACAAGCCCCCCAUUUGAAGAGAUUACUCAUGCAUAACUGUGAUUUAAAUAGCCUCACCAGCCGGGAUUUUGAUACCAAUGAAGGCCUAAAAGUUUUAAACCUGCAGCAAAAUUCCAUAUUCACUUUAAAUGAAAAUGUCUUUAAGAAACUAAAAUAUUUGAAUGCUUCUCACAUUGGCAUAAACUCUUUGACUGCUAGAAUAUUUGAUGAUCUGAUCAAUUUGGAAUAUAGGGAUUUAAGUUAUAAUCAAUGGCAUAGAAUGUUUACCUCCUAG